UUUACCGAAAAUACGUUUCACGCGGGAUCACUGUUUGAAGCGUGUGGUAAUAGUAUGAAUACCAAAUUUUCACACUGUUUAGAUCAGAAGUUUACCCGUGUCAUAGCGUCGAUUUUUUUUCUAAAACUUAACUCAAUUUUUUUUUUUUUAAUUUUUAAAAACAUAAAAAAAAACUAAUUUUCAAAACCUUAUUGUGACAAAACUAAUUAAGAUAUCGGAAAAAAAACGACGCUAUGACACAGAUAAACUUCUGAUCUAUACAGUGUGAAAAUUUGGUGUUCAUACUAUUACCACACGUCUCAAACACUGAUCCCGCGUGAAAUGUGUUUUCUUUGAACAUUUUAUAAAACCGUAGUUUUCGUCGUCUACAGCAGUGCUGCGACAACCCGUGGCAUUUCGGUGAACAAGAUUUUCCCCCCACCAUACAUAUAUGAUCAUAUCGUUAUCGGCCCGGUUCCCGACGCGCGACGUCUGGGCUUCCGUCGUCGAUUCCAAGAAUAACCCGAAAUCCGAAUAGAAUAUUAAUAUAGACAAAUUCUAAUAUUCUAUAAACGAUUAUAGUAGGUAUUUGAUCAGAUAAUCAACUAAACUGUUGUCCAGUCUGCCAUUAACUUAUCGUAUAAUUUUGAGGUUUGUGAUUUGUAUAUUUUGUAAAGUGUUUUUCAAUAACGUAAAACAUUCUGUUACACAAUCACAAUAUUUACGAUGUCCCCCAAAAAAAAUAGAGCUUUUAAAAGAUGUACGGGAAAAGUAGCAUUAUCUACGCGUAUGAAAAAAGUUCGUGGAGGCAAUCACCAAAACCUACUGCAGUAAGUAUAUAAAUAUUAUAAUAUAAUAAAGUAUACCUACCAAUAAUAAAAUAAAUAUCAAUAGUAUUUAAAACAGGAACUCGUUCUGAUGUAUAGUAGCCAGUAGGUGUUGAGUAUAGGAUAAAUAAUUUGUAUAUGUAGAAAUAAUUACGCAACUAUUUUUCAUUUAUUUAGAAAAGAAUCGACAGAUGCUGCAAAUAUUGUAAAAAAUUUUAAUACGGGAAUAGAAGAUUUGUCUUCUAAUGGCAUACUAGUUUCUAGUGAAUCAGUCAAUGUAAUUACUAGUACUCCAAAUGAUACGAUUCGGCCAUUUUCAUCAAGUACAGAUAACGAGUCCAGCUCAUCAUUUGGCACAUCUUUAUCUAUGAAUUCAAUUAUUGAUCAUGAACUAUGUGUAGAAUCAGAUGAAUCAAUCAAUACAAUCGUUUCAGAGUAUAUUAUACUAUAAUUAUAUACAUUUUUAAUAAUUUUGUAAAAAUAAAUUAAUAAAUUAAAUCAAUUGUUUUUAGAAAACUAGAAGGAAGAAGAAUUGUCGAUAUUUUGUAUUUUAUAAGUCAAAUACAAAAGAAACAUAAUAUUGGAUUCGAUUGCUCAUUUACAGAUAUGGAGUAUCAGUCUGAAAUUAUAAAAGGCUUUCAAUCUGUAUUUUAUUUUAAAUGUAAAGUUUGUAAUAUUGUGGAGAAAAUUUACACUGAAAAUAUGAAUAAAACCAACACAGUAACAACUAACAAUGCUGCUGUCAACGCGUGUCAAGCUAUAGGCAUUGGGCAUACACAACUAUCAGAAUUUGUUUCAUUUCUUGAAAUACCCUCAUUGUCAUGUAGUAGUUUUAUAAAAAUACAGUGCUCUUUAGCUAAAACUAUUUCGGAUAGUGCAUGGGAAGAGAUGAGAAUAGCCGGUGAGGAAGAAAAAGAACUCGCUAUAAAAUAUGGUUAUGUCGACACUGAUGGUAUUCCGAUGUGUACAGUAGUGGCUGAUGGACAAUGGUCCAAACGAAGCUACAAAACUAACUAUAAUGCAUCAUCUGGAGUAGCAACAAUAAUCGGAUAUCAAACAAAAAAGGUUUUAUUUAUUGGAAUUAGAAACAAAUAUUGUGUUAUAUGUCAAAAAUCGAUUAUUAAAAAAGAAAUUGCGCCAGAACAUCUUUGCUUUUUAAAUUGGAGAAAAUCAUCUACAAGUAUGGAAGCAGAUGGAGUUGUAGAAGGAUUUUCAAAAAGUAUAGAAUUACACGGACUAAAAUUUAAUAAACUUAUUGGAGAUGGGGACAGCAGCGUUAUGAAACGACUUCAGGAAAUACAACCAUAUGGACCAAACUUUUUUAUCGAAAAAAUCGAAUGUAAAAAUCACUUGCUUAGGAAUUAUGCUACUAAACUUAACGCAUUGUCUAAAGUUUCAAAAUAUCCGCUUCGUGUUCGUAAAUUUAUCAUUACAAAUAUAAUUCGAUUUCGUUCUGACAUUACAAAAUCUGUAAAACAUUGGAUAGAAGAUGAUAAACUAACGAAGCUACAAAAAAUUAAAGAAAUUCAAAAGGAUUUAGCCAAUGCUCCCUUUCACCGGUUGGGUCAACAUACAAAUUGCGCCAGUUAUUUUUGUGAACCUGGUACAAAAAACAAUGAACUAAAUCUAGUUCCAGAAGCCACAGGUAGUGGUAUGAUGGCAGAGAUUCAAAAUUGUGUAUCGCGUUUAAUUAGUAAAGCUUCUAGUUUACUAGAAAACAAAACAAAUAACAUAUGCGAACAGUUUAACUCUGUAAUAAAUAAACAUGUCGGUGGCAAACGAAUCAACUUUUCUAGCCGAGGAAACUAUACCACGAGAAUAGAAGCAGCGGUUGUGGCAUUCAAUACAAAAGAAUUCUUACGAAAAAUCCACAAAAAAAUGACUAACAAUCACAGUCCAGGAAAAUUUGGGAAAAAAUAUUUGAAGAAUCACAGACGAAAGCUUUCUAACACCACGAAAAGACGACAACUAUUUCCAGAACGCAGAAGUCAUAUGCAUUAUUCAAAUAAUGGGCCUGAUGAAGAUUAUGGGUUGGCGGAACCUUUGGUCGAUGAUUUGUCACCGGAAAUUGUUUUAGAAAAACAAAAAACAUUUCUAAUGUCACUAGAAACUGCAAAUAAAAUUGACAUCGAGUUUAAUACGCGAGAACAAAGCAAUAGUCAAACGUGGUAUAAAGAGCGUAGGAUCAGAUUAACUGCUUCUCGUUUUGGUCAAAUAUGCAAAAUGAGGUGUAAUACCAGUUGUAAAAAUACAGUUUAUAAUGUAUUAUAUGCAUGUGAGGCGCAGGCGAAGUCUUUACAAUACGGACGAGACAUGGAGGCUAUAGCUCGUACAGAAAUGGAAAAAUACAUUAAUAAAAAAAUUCAAACAUGUGGUUUACUGAUAGAUCCAAUAAUCCCCUAUUUAGCGGCGAGUCCAGAUGGUUUGAUAGAAGACAAUGCCAUUGUGGAGAUUAAAUGCCCUUUUUCUGCCAAGAAUACUUUGAAUGCAAUUGAUGCCGUUAAAAAUAAACUUGUACGUAUAUUAAUACAAAAUAUAUAAUAUAAUUUAUUUAUUAUUGUUAAUUUUAUUUAUUGUAUUUUGUUUUAAAUGUACAGCUACAAUAUUGUUACAUAAUGGAUGGAUCAAUCAAAUUAAAAGUAGACCAUGUAUAUUACUACCAAAUAAUGGGGCAAUUGCAUAUAUCUCGAAGACAGAAGUGCUAUUUUGUGAUAUAUACUUCGAAUUGGAUGCACGUUGAAACAAUUGAAUAUGACAUCUCAUUUUGGGAAAAUAAAAUGGUCAACAAAUUGAAAAAGUUUGUUACAUUAUCAUAAUCUAUAAUUUAUUAUUUGUUGUGCCUAAUGAUUUUUUUUGUAUUUUAGGUUUUAUUUAGAAUGUUUACUGCCGGAGAUUGUCAAUCCGUUAUACCCUAAGCGUAUGCUCAAGGCAGAUAUUAGAGAAUCUGAUAAAAUAAAAAAUAUUAUCUGUCAACCAAAAGAAAAAAAAAAGAAAAAAAUGUAAUGUUUUUUAGUACUAAUAAAUUACUAGUUACUAAUUACUUUCUUUAUUACUCAUCUAUUAUUUGUUAUGUUGUACAUUUGUUUGAAAAUUACAAAAUACAUUAUAGGAUGCGCGCGUGAAUCGUAUAUUUGUAGAAACUAGAAAGGUAGGAUCAUAUAAAUACAAAAUAGGUAAGAUAGCUUUGAUAAGUGCAAGAUGCAACUGUAUCAUGUUUGAAAAAUCCACAAAAGCUGGCAUUUAAAAAAUAUAUGCGGUUGCAGAUACACCAUACACACAAAAUAUAACUUAUAAGUUAAAAUAUUGAAUACAUUUACUUACUAGAAUACUAAUAUUUAGGUAACAUUAGUUUAGACUUUAGGUUAUUCUUAUAAAUUAGAUAUUAUUAACUGUACAGUGUACCUGUGUACCUAUUAUAUAAAAUAUUUUCGAUGAAGUUAGUAAUAAUGCAUUAAUGCUAAUGCAAUAAAAACAAAUAAGUUGGUACGUGCAGUUCCACGCCGCACGGAUAUACAUGUAUUAUUUAUAUAUUAUAUAUAAUAUUAAUAUAUUACGUACAUAUUAUGUUUAUAUUUAUGCCACCCGUCAUACACGAAGGUUCGUAAAAGAAUAAACAUCGCUCCCGACUGAGCACAAUCGAAAGCCGUCGAGCGACGAGCACUGGGCGAGCAGUGGGCGUGGCUUAAACGUCGCGUGCCUGCGCCGCUCUAAAACACCUAACAGCGCAUUCUCUUGGUCAUCGCAUACGUUUUACUUUCGGUGUGGCGUCC
Messenger RNA from Myzus persicae (green peach aphid), 4576 nucleotides. RefSeq lists its product as uncharacterized. The record is from RefSeq and is a predicted model, not a curated record. The coding region runs from base 1413 to 3347 and encodes 644 amino acids. NCBI's taxonomy places the organism in Eukaryota, Metazoa, Arthropoda, Insecta, Hemiptera, Aphididae. The transcript is spliced from 8 exons.